GCUCUGUGCCCCAAAACCCUAGGUACUCGGUGCUUGCCGAGACAGAGUGCGCCGAGCUUGGUUGGCUGGGAAGUGGGCACGUGCUUUCUCUUCAGGGAGGUCAAGCUCUCCAAACGCCUCUCCACAGCUGCCAUUGCGAUCGAAGUGUUACGCUGUGCUCAGAUCAGAGCGUUUGCAGCAGUGGAGACUCCCGACAUUGUCCUGGCCACCGAGGUGUUAGAGCCCUACGUGCUCACCUGGCAGCUGGGGGAAACUACAGAUGGAGAGGGAGAAUGUUCAGUUUUGGCAAUUAUGAGGCGAACAGAUGGCUAUCUUCUCGCCAUGCCACCAGGCUUCCUCCCAAACGAGGUGAUCGAGGCAGGAAACAGUGCAGCCUUGACAGACAUGUUUGGGCCAUCUGCGCGAAUCGUGGUGCCGUCAGUGAUUGUGGAGUACGGCCAGCUUAUGCCCACAGGGUCAGACAUAGAGGUGCUGGUUGUCGACUGCAGGGCUCAGAUCGCUCAUCACUUAAGGCGAUUUGGACCUACCGAGGAGAUCGUGUAUGGUUUCGACGAGGAUUCUCCAUUUGCCCUGCCGGCUCUGGACGCUCUGAUCCCUCUUGUCCGGAGUUGGCUGGUAGGAGAUCGAGCAGAGCUUUCGGCCUUCUACACACCGGAGGAGCACGAGGACCCUCCGGACACGCCACCAUCAAGAAGUGCCACUCAGCGUGGGCCAGGGCGAAAGCCUACCGCUUCCGCCGGGCUGCCAAAAGCCAAGCGCCCAACUGCAGCUUCACUGGCGGUGGAGAUGAAACAGCUGGUGGACUACCUGCCAAAGAUCUCAGAGCAGCUGGCCACUCUUUCUCACCGGCAGGAUAUGGUAGAGAACAGACUGGCUCACCCUAUGUCAUCAGCAUCUUUGAUUUCAUCCAGACCUCUGGGAGCAGCUCUCUCUUCGACGCAGGAGCCACCUUUGGGUCAACUGGCAAAGGCUAUGGGGGGCCCUCCACGAACCACUUCAGCUCCGAGCCUUGGUUUGUUGGGUUCCCUUACGGAGGCAAAGCCUGCGGAGGUUCAGGGCCUAGAAUCCGAGAAGCUGGGAGAUGCAGCGCAGUUGAGCCAGAAAGGAGACGUCUCUCUGGCGUUAGCGGUGCUGGAGCAAUCAAAGGCUUUAACAGCCUUGGUGUCACAGAUUGCGGCGGCUCAGAACGACCCUAUGGCAGAUCUCUCUGCUGGCAGCUCAGCCAGCACACCGGGGGCGGCAGGGCGUGCUCGCCUUCAGGCGGAACUGGCUCAGCAAAAGGGAUCAUUUUUCCAAUCGGUUCUUUUGCAGAUGGCCCGGAGGAUGUCCCCAACAACUUCAGUGGAUGUCUCUCCCCAAGUUCUUUUGGACAGAGGUGUUUCUGGCACGAGAUAUUUAGAACGCUUUGGAGGCUACUCCAGACAGCGAGAGCUUGGCCAGCUGCAAUAUCAAGUGAUGACAGUCUUCGACUACUUGUUGCAGGAAAACAUCCCAGCUGCCAAGGACGCAGUUGCCUUGUUGGCGGUGACCAUCGAGCAGGCUGCAUUGGACAAUGGCCGCAUGGACUUGGCCACCUUGCUGUGUCUUCAGGAGGACCCCCCGUCAGGGAUCUUCCUGAAUCGUCAGAUAGCCAGCACCAGCAGGGCCAGGAGCUUCGCGCCUCUUGCCGAUCAAAAAUGGAUCACUUGUGCACUGGCUUUCCUGAAAGAGUUGGAGGUGAUCACAGCGAAGAGGGCAGAAUUGACUGCUCCGCCAAAGGGCACUUCCCCAGCUUCAUCAGAGGCGCCAAAGCCGAAGCCGAAAUCAAAGAAGGCCGGAAGAGGAAAAGGGCGAGCCGAGCCAGAGGAUCCAGAGACUUAG
This is a messenger RNA of Cladocopium goreaui, 1860 nucleotides long. NCBI's taxonomy places the organism in Eukaryota, Dinophyceae, Suessiales, Symbiodiniaceae. The record is from the annotation of a GenBank genome assembly.